This is a messenger RNA of Zophobas morio, 665 nucleotides long. Its product is annotated as B-cell receptor-associated protein 31-like. The record is from RefSeq and is a predicted model, not a curated record. Gene Ontology annotation, cellular component: endoplasmic reticulum membrane; endoplasmic reticulum. Bases 21 to 632 code for a protein of 203 amino acids. The transcript has 6 exons. Lineage: Eukaryota; Metazoa; Arthropoda; Insecta; Coleoptera; Tenebrionidae. Gene Ontology annotation, biological process: intracellular protein transport; endoplasmic reticulum to Golgi vesicle-mediated transport.
GCAUUAAUACACAGCUCGCGAUGGUUCAGACAACGAUAGCAGGCUCAGUGGCUGUGCUAGAACUCCUUUUUUUUGGAUUUUUAUGUUUGCCACUACCAAUGAGUUGGAAGCAUGGUAUUCUAAGUUGGCUAGCAAAUUUACCCAGUAACAGCAUUCCCGUAAGAAUUUAUCAAUCCAUGCUCGUAAUUAUUAUUGGAUUCUUCACAGAUUCCUGUUACCAAUUGUAUAGGGCCGUAAAAAAAAGAGCCCUUAAUACUAGAGAAAAACUAGUGGAACCAGACAAUACCUCCUUAAUACGUCUUUUUCACGCCGAAAAAAACUUUUAUUUAAUUUUUUUUACCCUCUUUAUGCUUCUGGUCUUGAUUCAGUUUAGGCAUAUGUCUAGUGAGGUAAUAAAGGCAGAGGCUUUGGCGAAACAGGCUAAUAAUGCUUAUGAAGGAUACAAAACUUUGUUAAACACUAACAGUAACGCAGAAACUUCCUUGAAAAAGGCUAUCGAAGAUAAACGGAAAGCUGAGGCAAACUUGGAGGCCAUGAGAAGGCAAAGUGCAAAUCUUCAGGAGGAGUAUGAAAGACUCCAAAAAGAAAUUCAAAGCGAUCAGAAUCGCCGAGCCGAUAAAAAAAAUGACUAAAAGUGCAAAAACCUUCUUUUAUAAUAAAUGCGG